AUGGGGAGUGAUAAGGAUUUGAAGGUUCUGUUCCAUUAUCGUUGGCAGUUUCCCGAGGUCAGGAUACCUGAGCUGUUGGCAAAGCUUGUAGAUGGGGUCUCUAGCUCAGGUGGUUCAAACCGGAAUACACAAACUCUAGCAACGGCAGCCUGUUCUAGUUCGAGACCUGUUGUUGCAUCUUCAUCCGUGCCUGUGAUUGCACCUGUGGAAAUGGGCGCCGAUUCAUUACAGCGUGGGGUACCGAAUAGUAUAGACGAUGCAUUGCCAGAUGAUGAUGACGCUGAUGAUGUGGAGCCGAAUAUCAUUGUCGAUGAUAGUGUUGAUGACAUAGCAGCGAGUAAUCCAGCUAGGGAUAGUGGAGUGUCCAGCUCAGGGACUCAGCAGUACCCCCUGCACUUUUCAUCUUUGGACUUGGAUACCAUGAGACAGCUGGAGAUUGAUGGCAAACUUAUUGGAUUUGAUACUCAAGGUACCGGAGGUUUAUCAGAGUUUCAGUACAAAGUGGUGGAGUCCGAUUAUCGCAAGUACCUUGGGAAGUGUACGGAAUUUGACAACAGGUGCACAUGGUUGAUUAGGAUCAGUCUCCGCCAACGUAGGGAUAUUUGGGAGGUAAAACGGUACAAUGGACCUCAUACUUGUCUGGCCACGUCGAUCUCGAGCGAUCACAAGAGUCUGGAUUAUCAUGUGAUCUCGACAUUCAUGUUGCCAAUGGUUAAAGUUGAUGCCGCUGUUUGUAUCAAGAUGAUGAUAUCUGGUAGUGUUGCAAUGUUGAAGACGAGUCCUGUGCGAGUGGGUAGGCAGGUGGAUGACUCGCAAGCCUAUUUUCAUCGGCUUUUUUGGAAAUUUCCACUAUGUUUUGAGGCAUUCCGACAUUGCAAGUCGUUAGUCAGUAUCGACGGGACCCAUCUGUACGGCAAACGGGGUGAGAAUGUUAAGUCUUGGUCAUUUUUCCUAUCCCACCGCCGCCAACACGUGACUCCGCAGCUAAGUACUUUGGUGAUAUCAGAUCGACACAACGGUAUCAAGGCGGCACUUAAGGCUCCCGACGGAGGUUUGCUACCACCUGUUGUAUACCGUGCAUUCUGUAUUCGACAUGUGGCUGUAAAUUUUGCCCUAACUUUUAAGGGUAAGGAUGCACAGAGGCUUCUGGUGAAUGCGGCGUAUGCUAAGACUGAGGUUGAAUUUGAUUACUAG
This is a messenger RNA of Arachis stenosperma, 1194 nucleotides long. RefSeq lists its product as uncharacterized. Bases 1 to 1194 code for a protein of 397 amino acids. The record is from RefSeq and is a predicted model, not a curated record. The transcript is spliced from 7 exons. Lineage: Eukaryota; Viridiplantae; Streptophyta; Magnoliopsida; Fabales; Fabaceae.